UACGCUACUUACCCAAGCGUUGCAAAGACUGCUUCUAUUAAUGGUUUUGCUGACAGAAUUUAUGAUGAUCUUCCAGCAUGCGCUCAACCAUGUAUGCAUCAAGACACCAGAAUCACACCAUGUCCAUACUGGGACACUGGCUGUCUCUGUGUCAUGCCUCACUUUGGUGGACGUAUCGGAGAGUGUGUUGCCAGUGCUUGUCGUGGUCAGGAUGUUCUGGUUGCUACCAGCUUGGCUGUUUCUAUCUGUUCUAGUGCUGGUGUCUGGGAUCCAUACUGGAUUAUUCCACCCUCGGUUUCUUCAGCUCUUUCUUCUGCUGCUGCCGAAGUUGCAACUACCAGUGCCACCCCAACUGAAGAUUAA
This is a messenger RNA of Scheffersomyces stipitis CBS 6054, 363 nucleotides long. RefSeq names its product CFEM domain-containing protein. Lineage: Eukaryota; Fungi; Ascomycota; Pichiomycetes; Serinales; Debaryomycetaceae. The transcript has a single exon. The record is from RefSeq and is a predicted model, not a curated record. The annotation marks the transcript as partial.